Molecule: messenger RNA, 2685 nt
Organism: Suillus bovinus
Lineage: Eukaryota; Fungi; Basidiomycota; Agaricomycetes; Boletales; Suillaceae
Exons: 7
Coding region: 1-2685 (894 amino acids)
Biological process (GO): proteasome-mediated ubiquitin-dependent protein catabolic process; protein linear polyubiquitination
Cellular component (GO): ubiquitin ligase complex
Molecular function (GO): metal ion binding; ubiquitin binding; ubiquitin-protein transferase activity
Source: RefSeq, a predicted model, not a curated record
AUGUCCAAGGUCGUUGUCGUUACGGAGCGAAGUGCAAGUUUAGCCACGAAAUCCAGGCAAGUUUUCGCUCAGGAAUUUGGAGUCUGGGGUGACGCAUUAGCACGCACUCAGCAUGUUGAGGGCGCUGGAUUGAGUCAUACUACUGUCAAACGUCCAUUAGACCAGAAGGGUCUUAAUCAGCACAAUGGCCAACAGAAUCGCCAUCCUAGGACGGCUCAGCCACAGGUGCAGCGCACCAUGUCUCAAAAGCCUUCCUCGGAGAAUUCCGGUCAUAAGUCUGUUGGGCCAUCCCGAAGUUCCAAGGGUGGCGAAGUGUGUCGCGCUUGGAAGGCUGGGAUGUGCACAAAAGGCGCUAAAUGCCGGUUCCCGCAUAGCAUCAAACUUGGCGACCAUCAGGAUCAUCUUGAAGAUGAUAUUCCCCAACAAAAUAAAACAAAACAAAAGUUAGCUGUGGAGGCUCAUGCAGCCGAGAUUACCAAAGACACUGCCGCGAAGACAAUCCAGAGCGUUGUACUUGGGUCUAUCGUAACCUUCAGCGCAGGCCUUGAAUUAUCCCACCUGAUCACUGGAUUCGAGUGCUGCACCUUGCAUAUUGCAAAUUUGCCUCCUAAUGUGCAGGAAGACGAAAUCAAUGCGUUGUUCACGGACCGCGGUCUUGAUCGAGAGCGCUUCCACCUCGUCGGCGUCAAACCUACGCCAAGUGGUGGAAAGCGUGCUAGAAUUAUCACAGACGCUGAGUCUGGGAAAGAACUCUCGCUUGACCUCGGUGGCUUUGAGCUUAGGAACGAAGUUCUGACUCUCGAAGUGUCAGGCUACAACAGUCCCGGAAGUAUGUCUGGGGCGACUGAACGUGACAAUAAUGUCCUUACGAUAUGCUGGCGUGCUCCAUCCGUGUGCUAUGUCGCAGAAUACCCUGUUACGGUAAAUGCUACUGCGAAAGCGCAGGAACUGAACCGUCAGAUGUGUUCUGGACGCCGGGUUAAAGUUGAGGUCAACACCAUGCCACCUAGUCGCUUCGUGCCAACAUUCCACCGCAACUCAGUCAAAAUUAAUAGUGUCAGACGGUUGAGGGUGAAUGGUGGAGUGCCCAGCGAAGACGUCGGCCAUAUUACUGCCACAUUAUGGGAUGAUAUCGAACACAUCUCUCCUGGAACCCUCAAGUCGCUGGAGCCACUGCUGCCCACUCCGAGCAUUGAUGGUAUUGUUAUGGUCCAUGCGCUGUUUUCUUCGUGGGAGGACGCGGACGCGGUACAUUCCCGUCUCCUUAAGCAUCACAUCGGGAACGUAUCCUUCUGGUUCCGGCUCCCGAAUCCCACACAGUACUCGAUCACUAUCUCUACUGAGCAGUUCCGGGCACAAAAGUCUUUGUGGGACGCCUUGAUUGAUGGCAUCAAAGACAAGCGUGCGUGUAUGCUGCACAUUCAUGAACAGGGCGCCGUUGUCCGGAUGUGCUUGUCUGGUUCCAAGAAAGAAGCCGUUGGCGCACUCAAAGUCAGAGCGGAAAGUCUGAACGCAGGUGCCAAGGUGGAAGGGUGGCACAGGAGACUCGGAUAUUCAAACAACAAAUUUUUACGUUCGAUUUUUGACGACACAGGGGCAUUCGUACGUGCGGAUUGGAGACGACAGGUUUUGAGAGUUUAUGGAGAUUCGAAAGCUGUUGAACAGGCUCGUGAGUUAAUCAAGAACAAGCUAGAGCAGCUCUCGUCCCUUGAGUAUACCAAAGUACUCGCGAAGCAAUCUGUUCGAUUUUUUCUUGCACGUGGAAUCCCAGAGUUGAAGGAAACUUUUGGCGAAGACUACGUCAAAUUUGUCAUAUCUACACUAUGCACGCAGUCCAUCCCUCUGAGAGUCCUCUACUCUGAAUCCCGAUCCGCUCGUUAUCAUACUCUCUCUAACUCUCGCGUCAGUUUCAUUUCCGACACCAAGGGUACAAUCCCCGUCGAACUCAAUAGCAGCCUUACAACACGGAGAAUCACAAUCUCUGGUGGCGAGGAAAGUCGAUAUGCCCUCGAGCGCUUGAUCAAAGACUCGCUCUGUGAACCACAGAUUGUCCCAGACCCGUCAGGACAGCAGUCCUGCCCGAUCUGCUAUGACAAUAUAUCGUCCCCGCUUCCUCUUGGUUGUGGACACAUCUACUGUUCUCCUUGCAUGCGUCAUUUCUUGACAUCCGCCUUGGAUUCUGGUCAGUUUCCGCUCACGUGCAUGGGUGAUGAGAGCCAGUGUAAAGUCCCCAUUCCUAUUCCCACUAUCCAACAAUUCCUUCCUCCAACUUCCUUCAACCGCCUACUGGAAGUAGCAUUUCAUGCGCACAUAUCUCGGCAUCCGCAGGAAUUGGAAUAUUGCAAGACACCAGACUGUAAUCAGAUCUACCGCUCCACCGACCCCAGCACCCUUCAUGUUUCUCAAACACAUCAGCAGGCCGGACGCAUUGCUGAGGAGGAGCGAGAAAUGGAAGCAUGGCUGGCAGCUUGUGGCGGGCGCGUGAAGAGAUGCCCAACUUGUCAAGCACUGAUCGAGAAAGCGGAUGGCUGCAAUCAUGUAAUUUGCACACUGUGCAACAGUCAUAUUUGCUGGCAAUGCAUGAACGUCUGUUCCGGUGGCACCACCAUCUAUGCGCACAUGGCCAGCAAACAUGGCACGUUCCACGGCGAGAAUCGACCGGGCAGCGGUUGCACUAUCAUGUAA